AUGAAGUCCUUCAUCGCCACCGCUCUCAGCGCCCUCCUGGUCGUCGGCAACGUCGCCGCCACCGCCAUCGAGGACCCCAUCGAGAUCUUCAACCGCCAGGCCGCUGGUCAAGUCAUCCGCCAAUGCUCCAAGCCCGGUGUUCUCGCUCUCGCUUACGAUGAUGGCCCAGGCCAGUACACCAACCAACUCAUUGACACCCUCGACCGAGCCGGCGCCAAGGGCACAUUCUUCUGGACCGGCAAGCUCUACGGCUGUGUUUACAACAACGCCGCUGCCGUCAAGAAGGCUUACCAAAACGGCCACCAAGUCGCCAGUCACACCUGGACCCACCCCCAGAACUUCGGUAGCUUGAGCACCGACCAGCUCAAGCAGGAGAUGCAGAAGUUCGAGCAGGCCAUGGUUAACAUCAUUGGCAAGAAGCCCGCUUACAUGCGUCCUCCUUACCUCGCUACUGGCGGCAACGUUCUUCCUACCAUGGCCCAGCUCGGGUACAAGGUCAUCACCAACGACGUUGACUCUGGUGACUGGAACGGCCAGUCUGCUCAGCAGAGCCAGCAGAAGUUCCAGCAGGCUGGUGCUGGUGGCAAUGGCCACAUCCCUCUCAUGCACGAGACCUAUGCCAGCACUGUUAACACUCUUACUCCCUGGUUGCUCAACUGGGCCAAGCAGAACAACCUCAAGAUCGUCACUGUUGCUGAGUGUCUUGGUAAUGCUGCUGGUGCCUACCAGCCUGGUAACUUCCAGGGUAACGGCCAGAACUUCUGUUAA
Molecule: messenger RNA, 768 nt
Organism: Fusarium coffeatum
Lineage: Eukaryota; Fungi; Ascomycota; Sordariomycetes; Hypocreales; Nectriaceae
Exons: 2
Coding region: 1-768 (255 amino acids)
Biological process (GO): carbohydrate metabolic process
Molecular function (GO): hydrolase activity, acting on carbon-nitrogen (but not peptide) bonds
Source: RefSeq, a predicted model, not a curated record